This is a messenger RNA of Solea senegalensis (Senegalese sole), 2103 nucleotides long. It is a transcript of the gene fam151b, whose product is annotated as family with sequence similarity 151 member B. The transcript has 5 exons. Lineage: Eukaryota; Metazoa; Chordata; Actinopteri; Pleuronectiformes; Soleidae. The record is from RefSeq and is a predicted model, not a curated record. The coding region runs from base 180 to 962 and encodes 260 amino acids.
CGUCACUUCUGGUGAUCCGCCCUGCUGGGUUUUAAUCCCAUCUUUCAUUUAAAGUACAAACGAGAGUCGGUGGCGCUGGAGGAUGAGUUUCACUUCAGCCGCAGACUCAGACGCUGCUGCAGUCACGAGUUUGUGUUCGUUUAUCUGUCAUAUCAUUUAGUUGUUGUUUUUUAGGGACGAUGUCGGAGCAGACGCUGGACUAUUUCCUAAAUCGGAGGGAGAUAAAGCAGAGGGACGGCGCUGAGGUGACGUGGUCUCAUGGAGUGAACAGCAGGACAAAAGUGGAGGAGGCUGUGACAGGUCCCACUCACAUGCUCGAAGCCGACGUAAUCAUGAGAGGUCACGACCCCAGAGAGCCGGUCAUGGCUCACCCUCCUGAUACAGACAGUGACAUCACACUGGAGCAGUGGCUGGAAGCGGUGAAGUCGCAUCACAAGGGAAUAAAACUCGACUUUAAGAGCCUGGACGCGGUGUCUCCGUCUGUGCGUCUGCUGGAGGAAGUUCUGCCCAAGCUGAAGUUUCCUGUGUGGGUCAAUGCGGACGUCCUCUCCGGUCCAGGAGGAACCGCUGCUCCUCUGUAUCCUCAGGCUUUUCUCUAUGCCGUCUCAACUCUGCCCUCGGAGACUGUGCUGUCCCUCGGCUGGACCGCGGAGUGGACAGAGGGGACAGAAAACCAAGGCUACUCGUGGGACAUGGUGCGUGCGAUGGAGGAGAUUUGUAGAGACCUCAAACAUCCUGUCACGUUCCCAGUGCAGGCGGCUCGGCUCAGUCAGUCCUUCUCUCAGCUCACCUGGCUGCUGCAGCAGUCGGACAGAUACACUCUGACGGUGUGGAGCAGCCCGACUGACGCGAUAACACCUGAGGAUUUACUGUUGUACAGAAAGCACACUCACGUCAGUAGAAUCUACUAUGACCUGCCUGAGUGUCAGAGGUCAAAGGUCAGUGUGACACUGCAACACUAAUGGCGCUUCUUUUUUCCACUGUACACUAGUUCUAGCACGACUCGACAGUACCUGGUACCUGGUGCUGGGCGAUAUAUAGUAACAUGAGUGGUGGAGCGAUAUUAUUCGAUUAUACUAUCGAAUAAUUUCAGAAAUAAAGCUUUUUUCCUUAGAACACAGGGAAUAAAGUGGUAGAAGAUGGAUGGAUGGAUGGAUACUGGAAAGAGAGAAAUAGAAUUUUGAGUUUCCAAAUCUGGAGCCUGGAUUAAAUUUUCCUGCUGCAUUUUCUCUCAGGCUACAACGAUUCAUUCAUUUAUUUGAAUAUUAAUCAAUCACUAAAUCAAUCGCCAGCUGAUUUGAUCAUUUAUUAAUCAUUUUGAGUGUGUGUGUGUGUGUGUGUGGUAUUUUAAAAAUGAUUUUUCUUAAAUGUGAAUUUAAUCUUGUGUCACAAAGGCACCGGACUGGUUUGCGGACAGUUGAGAACGUCAUAGUUUGGGAACAUUUUCUGACAUUUUAGGGAACAAACAAUGACAUAAAUGAUAAAAAAAAUCAAGAAAAUAAUUCACAUUUGCGAAGCCUCAGGACAAGUUUGGUAGAAUGACACAUCAGCACAGGCUGCUAAACUGUAAGAAAAAGGUUAUUUAAUACCAGAUGUGUUUACUCGAUUAGUAAUGUUUAUUUAUUAUGAAGUGACAUAAAGUCACAGAGCAUGGGAGACAAUUUUAAGAAUAUUUUUUGGGAACAGUGAUGUUUAAAAAUCAAGCUAAAAUGUUGAAACUUGAACUUUCUAUUUGUUUUUAUCAGUAGUUAGUCCACUCUUGUGCACAUUGACUUAAAAGUUAAUGGAGUGCAAACCAAACGUGAGAUACAAUCGGUGCAGUCUGUGGACAAAUGUGUUUGUUUGAAGCUGAUGUUUGUGUCCGAGGUCAAUAUUUGUCUGGAAAGAUAAAGACUCGCCAAAAGUGUGAGUCGUGUUGACUGAUUAGAGGAGAUAUUUAACAUUAAAUAUGAUGACUAAUGUAGAUAAAUUACUAAAACUAUACAAAACAGACUGGGUUAACUGGAAAAAUUUGUAAUAAAAAAGAUGUGUGUGUGUGUGUGUGUGUAUAUAUAUACUGUAUGUCUCACUGGAACAUAUAAAUAAAGAGAUUUUGUUCCCUCA